Paramecium tetraurelia is the source of this 708-nucleotide messenger RNA. RefSeq lists its product as uncharacterized. Gene Ontology annotation, cellular component: endosome. The transcript has 5 exons. Lineage: Eukaryota; Ciliophora; Oligohymenophorea; Peniculida; Parameciidae. The record is from RefSeq and is a predicted model, not a curated record. Gene Ontology annotation, biological process: regulation of endocytosis. Gene Ontology annotation, molecular function: GTPase activity; GTP binding.
AUGAAUUCACUUGAUAAAUCACCAUUGUUCAAGUUUAUCAUCAUUGGAGAUGCAGGAGUUGGCAAGUCGUGCUUAUUGAUGAGAUACAUGAAGGAUGAUUUUACGACAGAGUACAAUGUGACCAUUGGAGUAGAAUUCUUAUCUAAAAUUGUUAAAGUUGACCAAAAUACGUAAGUGAAACUGUAAAUCUGGGACACUGCUGGUCAAGAAUCGUUUAGGUCUGUUGUCAGAUCCUUUUAUAGAAAAGUUGCCGCAGUUUUCCUAGUUUACAGCAUUGCGAAUAAACAAUCUCUCGAAAGACUCGACUCAUGGUUAAAAGAGGCUAAGGAUCACUCGUCCCCAUCUAUCAUCACAGUUUUAGUGGGUGCCCAGAAUGAUAGAGAAUCAGAACGAGAAGUAUCCUAUGAGGAAGGCAAAUAUUGGAUGGAAACAAAUGGACUUAAUCUCUUCUUUGAAACAUCUUCAAAAACAAGAGAAAAUGUAGAAGAGGCAUUCACCGAAACAGCAAAAUUAGUAUUCUUGAACCAUAUUAAUGGAGGUGCCGAUAAUGAAGCCAAGUUGCCUGCUCUGAAUUAAACCGAUUUAACUGUCAAGAAGCUUCAUCAACCCUUAGAAAAACCUGAUAAAAAAAAUGAUGAAAACAAAAGUUGCUGUUGAUAUAUAUAAUAAUGUUAAUCUAUAUUCAUGGUUAUUUAAUAUGUUGAUCUA